Paramecium sonneborni is the source of this 612-nucleotide messenger RNA. The record is from the annotation of a GenBank genome assembly. Lineage: Eukaryota; Ciliophora; Oligohymenophorea; Peniculida; Parameciidae.
AUGAUUAGUUAAGGAAAUAAUUAAGAAGUUAUGCUACAAUUCAAUCAAAAGCAAAACAAUAGAAAGUAUUGGAGCAAUGAUGAACAUAAGAAAUUGAACUCUGCUGUGAUUUUACAUGGAUCUAAUUGGAAAAUCGUAGCAGAAUAUCUACCUGGAAGAAAUGCUUCUUAAUGUGAAUAAAGAUGGAAGAGAAUUAAGCCUAAAGAAGUUAAUAUUUUAUUAAUCAUUAUAGAAUGAAAGAAAUUACACCUAAUAGAACUGGGAGAUAAAUUAGGGAGAGAUUUGUCAAUCAUUAGAUCAAAAUAUCAGAAAAACUCCUUGGACUGAAGAUGAAGAUAAAUGGGUAUUAAACUAUUGGUACUAAAUGGUCUGUUAUGUCCAAAAAGUUGCUAGGAAGACCUGUUUUCAUAAAUUUUUUGAUAAAUUUAGGAAAACAUGAUAAAAAACAGAUUUUAUUCACAUACCCAAUAAUGUAAGAAUUUUAGAGUAAGAAACUUUAAAAAAAAGUAAAAUUGUGAAAAAGACGAAAAAAUAUAGAAAAUUUGAUUAAAAGAAAAGGAACUAAGAAGAAUAUGAUUGUAAAGGAUAGCUUAAAUGUAAUUAAGAUGAACA